AUGAGAUUCUACAUAACAAUGAAUUACUGUCUGUUAAAUGGUAUCUUCGGACAUAUGUUGAUGAUACCUACGGAUCCUGAGGAAGAUGCCAUGUACUCUAAGAUUCAUUGUGCAAUUCGGUGUGAAAAAAAGGUGGAAGAAGAAAUUGUGAGAGCACUUGAAAUAAUUGUUUCUAAAGAAUGGAUCAAAAGUGGCACAUCAGUGGAGUUUGAACCCAUCGAGAGACAUUGUUCGGAGAACAAUUCCAUCAAUGAAUGUCUAAACGUGACAACAUCAAAUAUGAAAUGCUUUUGGAGUGAAAAAAUCAACAUGUGCAUUAAUAGCAAUGACAAGGAUAGUCAUAAAUCGAAUGAAACUAAUUACCGUGUUCAAAACGUGACAUCUGGGAUGACUGAACACAAUAACACACUUCAUUAUCUUUAUAUUGUGAUACCAAUAGUCGUGUCAUUUUGUGUUUUAUGCAUUGGAUGUAUUAUUUGGCGAUGGUUAUAUAAGAGAAAGAAAGAACAAGAUUUUUGA
Schistosoma bovis is the source of this 519-nucleotide messenger RNA. The record is from the annotation of a GenBank genome assembly. NCBI's taxonomy places the organism in Eukaryota, Metazoa, Platyhelminthes, Trematoda, Strigeidida, Schistosomatidae.